Molecule: messenger RNA, 6514 nt
Organism: Cylas formicarius (sweet potato weevil)
Lineage: Eukaryota; Metazoa; Arthropoda; Insecta; Coleoptera; Brentidae
Product: sodium- and chloride-dependent transporter XTRP3
Exons: 10
Coding region: 198-2195 (665 amino acids)
Biological process (GO): sodium ion transmembrane transport
Cellular component (GO): membrane
Source: RefSeq, a predicted model, not a curated record
UCUCUCGGCAACAUCCAGACGUAAGGGAUUCCGAAUCGAACGGCGGCGACGUCAUUUAGGUCGAGAAUUCUCCGUCGACCACAUGCUCCAUUAUUGAUUGGCGCGAGACCUCAUCCACGGCCCGUUUUUUUCGCGAGCAUGGGCUAAGGAUUGGCAUACGCGUGUCUUAAACGAACUCUUCAGCUCGCGACAUAGUUAUGGCCGGUAAAGCACCCGAACUGAGUCUAAACGGGCACGAACUGGCCCCUUUGAACAACAAAGCGACCGGAAGUGAAACCGCGAGGAAACCGGGCGUGACUAUCGUCCUCCAAGGACCUAGAGGUUCGGUUAUUUCCAGGGGUAGCAACCUCGCCGAUCAGGAUGGAGACAGGGCAGCGUGGUCUGGGAAAAUGCAGUUCUUCCUGUCGAUCAUCGGGUAUUCGGUGGGUCUCGGCAACAUCUGGAGGUUUCCGUAUUUGUGUCAGCAGAACGGCGGAGGUGCUUUUCUCAUCCCAUUCGCGGUAAUGCUCAUAUUGGAAGGGAUACCCUUGUUCCUGAUCGAGCUGGGCAUCGGACAAAAGAUGCGCCAAGGAUCCCUCGGCGUAUGGAACACGAUCCACCCAUGGUUGGGUGGAAUCGGAAUAUCGUCCUGCAUAGUUACAUUUUUUGUAGCUCUUUACUACAAUGUGAUCAUCACUUGGUGCUUCUAUUAUCUGUUUAAUAGCUUUUGGCCGCCACUUCCAUGGGAAAAAUGUCCAAUUGUUAACAACGUUACCGUUCCGGAGUGUGCCAAAUCGUCAGCAACCGCUUACUUUUGGUAUCGAGUCACGCUGGACGCCAGUCCAGCCAUCGACCAACCAGGAGAGCCCAAAUGGUGGAUCACUUUGUGCUUGCUGCUGUCAUGGGUGGUUGUUUUCUUUAUCGUGAUGAAGGGUAUUCAAAGCUCAGGAAAGGUUGUGUAUUUUACCUCGCUGUUCCCGUACGUAGUAUUAACCAUAUUUUUAGUGGAGGGAUUCUUUUUGGAAGGAUCCGGUGAAGGACUUAAGCACAUGUUAAAGCCCAAGGUUCACAUGUUACUAGAGCCCAAGGUGUGGCUGGACGCAGCGACGCAAGUAUUUUAUUCGUUCGGAUUGGCGUUCGGGUCGCUCAUCGCUUUCGGAUCGUACAACACGCCGAAAAACAAUUGCGUGCGUGACGUCAUCUUGGUAUCCGUGUGCAACGCGAUGACCGCGAUCUACGCAAGCGUGGUCAUAUUUUCCAUUCUGGGCUUCAAAGCGUCGACCAGUUACAACAAUUGCUUGAGGAAGAACGACUCAUCUCUAAAUUGUUCCAUGGAGACUGAAUUGAACCAGGCUGCCGAAGGAACCGGAUUGGCCUUCAUAGUGUUCACAGAAGCUAUAGCCAAUCUCCCGGUACCGCCGUUCUGGGCGAUCAUAUUUUUCCUCAUGCUUCUCUCUUUGGGCAUCGGAUCACAGAUCGGGAUCAUCGAGGGCAUGCUCUGCACCGUAUUCGACAUUGAGAUCUUGAAAAGAGUCAGCAAACAAUACAUUACAGCUACCGUAUGCUUCGUAUGUUUCCUCAUCGGUCUUAUAUUCACUACCGGGGCCGGUGAAUACUGGUUGAGCAUGUUCGAUUCUUUCGCCGGCACGAUCGGCUUGGUCGUCGUCGCUCUGAUGGAAAUGAUCGCCGUCAGCUACAUCUACGGCCACGAGAAAUUCACCAAAGACAUCUACGAGAUGACGGGAGUGAGGCCAGGCCCGUACUGGCAAAUCACCUGGAGAUAUCUGGCGCCCGCCAUCAUGGUUAUCAUAUUGGCGUGUUCAAUGACGUCGAUGGUCAUCAAGAGGCCCACCUACGCCGCGUGGAACGCUCAAAAAGGUGUGAUCGAGAAAACCCCAUAUCCAGGCUGGGUUCUCGCUAUAGCUGGCACGAUGAUUCUGAUAAGCAUUCUGCCCAUACCUAUUGUCUGCUUGUUGAGACGAUAUCAGAUCCUCAAGAUGGACAUCAACAUCCACGAAGGAUCCAUACGACGUAUAGACACUACCGUUUCAACGAAAGAGAUGAUCACGGACGUCGACCUUGAAGACGACGAUGACGCAGCCGUGAAUGGUCCACUGGCGAUCUACGACUCAGACUCGGAGUCAGAUGAUCACAGUGAGCCGGACCGCAAACCAAGCAUAGGUCGAAACUUUCGCAUGGAAGUGGUUAAAAACUAAAAUUACAAGAGAUGUCUUACUGUUUUAACGAGUACAAAGUUCUGGCGAGUGUCACGAUUAUAGCCUGAAAGUAUGCAGCCAAACAUUCGCUUUUAAGUAGGGCGGUUGUUUACGAGGCGUGUUUGCUAUCAGUAGCGUAGAACCGAUAAUUUUCAGAUAAUUUGCUAAUGAACGAACGAAUAUAUAGCGAACAAGUUCUCGAACCGGUUUUGCGUUGUUAAUAAUUAAGUUCUAGUCCCCCAAAAUGUGAUACUAGGUAGGCAGAAAAGUUUUAUAUUGUCAGCGUGGGAGUUUGAAUACGCGUGUCUUUCUUGCGCAUGUUUCAAGAACGACUAUAAAAUGGGUGUCGUAGUCAUACGAAUUAUGGAGAUCGGAAUUAAAGCUGUCGUCAAAUCUAUUACAGCUUUCGAAACAAUUAAAACAGUAUUUAAGUAGAUGUUGGUAAAAAUACAGGCGGAUUCAAACCCCGACGCGUAUUAUUAACUGAUAUUCAGACAUUUUCAUGUAAAUUUAUUAACGCAUGAUGUCAUUGUUGACACGACUCGAUCUACCGAAGUGAUAAAUACCUAUUAGGUACGCUGAGAGUAACCGAAAAGAUUACUUGUGUUUAUGUUUUUGUGGUUAAACUUGUUAUCAUACAAACAAAGUCAAAUAUUACGGAAGUUCCAUUCUAAAUAUAAAAUAAUAUAUUUUUUCUAUUUUAUAUUUCGCGGGAAAGUAGACGGAAUUCUGUUGCCGUUGGUGCUUAUUCCAAUCUUCCGCCAGAAUCUAUCGCGGGGGUAUGUAAAGGGCAGAUAACUUCUACAAAAAAUGUCGAUUUUUUUCAAUGCUCGUUUCGUUUAAGCCAAUCAACCAAGUCGAGUCAAUAAGAGCGUUGUGAAUUCACAAGACCGAGAAUGAGUCAAUUUGUUGCAUAAAAUUAAAUUGAUAUGCUAAAAUUAUAGACUACGGACCGAAAUAAAUUUUGAUUAGUAGGGAGUAAGGCCAAAUAUCUACGCUUAAUAUUAGAAAAAACUAAAUUAUUGAAUAACGUUAUCAAGAAACGAAAUUUCUGAAUUAAAAUUUGGAAUCGGUCCAGAUGGCUUGACGAAUAAAUUGAUAUUUCCUUUCCAUUCAGAAAGUAUAAUUUGUAGAAUUCUACCUGUAUCCCAUAAGACAUCUCUUAACAAAGAACAGAACAGGUCUUCUACAGGAAAGUUCAUCGAAUGUCAAUGGUGUCUUUCGUGUGGCGGGUUCAGUGUUGUUAUCGCUUAGUAUUAGUGAUAUUUUGACGUUAGCUAUGUAAAUAGUGUACAUAGGCAAUCUUGUAAGUGUAUAUUUGUGAAGGGAGAAUGUAACCAAAUAGUUUACUACGAAGUAGUUCAGUUAGUUUCAAACCACCCACGGCAAUGCGUAGGAUGCUGGUCACUUGAAAUAUACUUAUAAUGUCACUUUAAAAUAUCCAAUAUACGAGUUACAUAUAGCAAAAGUAGCUAUUGUAAGCUACUUUCAGUUGAAAAACUUCAAAUAUGACGAAGGGUAACACUACAAAUUUAAUUUUGGCACUGUUGUUGUUAAUUUAUAAUUUUAUAUAUUUAUAAUAAUACAUUUAACUAUCAGAAAAGGUGUUAAUGCUAGCCAUAUUCAGUUGGCAUUAGUGUUUGCUUCUUUCAAAAUCACUGAUUCUCGAACAAGCCCGUUGACACACUAGUCACCAAGUCAUAUAUUCAUUUCGACGAUAUUCAUUUUGAACGUUUUUUUGAGAUCGACUCCCAGCAGAGUUUUCGUUUUUGAAGACGGAUUUGUUUUUUUUCAAAACGUUUAUUCGAGAAUGGUUGACAAGACCUUAACAUUGUACGUGUACACAUAUUUAUAUAAAUUUUAUUUCUUACUUAAGGGGUUUAUAACUGCAGUUACAACCAUUUAAUUAUUUGUUGUUUAUUGUUGUUCAAGAUCAAUAAUUUUAUUUUAUGAAAACGAAUGUUAUUGAGAAAUGAUCAUGAGAUCAAUGUAGCGAAAUAUUUUCGGAGCCUAUUCGACCCUUAAAUUUACAGCAAGUAAUAAAUGAACCCACAAAAUUUACACUGACAUCUUGAUGUUAUUAUAACUUCAAAAAUGAAAAAAGUAGAAUAAGGGUUAAUGAAUACAGAUCAUAUAUCUGAUCAUUUACUGGUUUAUUGUAAUAUAGACAAAAAAACUGAAUAUAUAAUAAAAAUCAGGAAUUUUAAGGAUAUCGAUUAAGAACUUUUUAAUAAUUUUUUAUCGAAUUUGCAGUUAGAAUAUCUGAUUUAUUUGAAUGGAAUUAACUCAAAAGACAUCUGACAUUUGAUCAAACUGAAAAGCAAAGCCUGAAACAAAUGGAAGGGGAACAAAAGUGACGUGGACUGGAACUAAUAUUUCCAUAAAUAAUGACUGGACUACAGUAUAAAUAAUAAUUUUUACAAUUUUAAGGUUCUCUGUAAAAAACUUUUCAAUAUAUGCCCAAAAAAAGAUGAAAAUUGUUUCCCUGAAAGCUUAAAUAUACUGAAUAAUAUUUUUUACUUUAAUAAUCAAUAAUAAUUUUAUUUUAUUUAGUUUUUAUGCAGUUGCAGAAGAAAGCGUAAAAAAACAAUUAUAUCAAAUCAAAUCUCAAGCUAAAGGGACCGAUCAAAUAAAUCUGGAUAUGAUGCUAUUAAGCUGUCAUAUAAUUCUCACUUUUAUUACUAAUAUCAUUAAUUCAAUUCCGCUCGAUGGGAAAUUUCCUAGUUUGUGGAAAAUUUUCAUGCCUAAAAAAAAAUCCAGAUCAGCAUAGUGAACUUAGACCUAUUAGCAUAUUACGAGUCAUUUCAAGAGUUGUAGAAACAUUUAAAAGUGUUUAAUAUACUUCCGAGGCAUCAGUCUUGUUUGAGGAUUGGUUACAGUUGUACAAAUGCGAUGAUAUAUUUGGAGCUGCUGUACUUAUGCUGUUGGAUUAUUCGAAAGCUUUUAACAAGUUAAAUUAUGAGUUAUUUUAGCGAUUAUGUAUUUUGUUGGCGGAGAGCGCGAUUGGACUUACUAAAAGCUAUUUGGGAAGUAGUCUUCAAUUUGUACAAACUAGGAAAAGAAAAUAUCAUCUUGUGGGGUACCCCAAGGCUCCAUUUUGGGGCCGCUUCUUUUUGCUAUUUACACUGAUAGCGUCAAUAGUUGUUUACGUUAUAGUACUGUACAUUUAUACGGUUUAUAUCUCCUUUCCACCCAAUGAAACAACAGCAGCCGCCCCAAGGUUUAAAUGAAGAUAUAAAACGGCCAGUCGCAUUUUCGAAUUUUUGUAAAAUAGUGUAACACGUUUUACAUAUUUGGAUAAAAUAGAUAAAGACAGAAUUCAGAGGGUACAAAAAUCUUGUACAUGGUAUACGCAAGAAGAUGCCAACAUCACAUAAGUUAAGGGAAAUUAAAUGUUUUACAGUAUUAUAUAUAAUCAAUGUCCCUCUUAUCUAGUAAAUAAGAUUAAAUACAGAACCAACUUUCAUAAUUUCAAUUUAAGAUUUCAGGGCUACAUCUCGCUUCCUCCACCCUAUACCUCAUUUUAUGAAAGAUCAUUUUCUUAUAACCUUUACAAACUAUACAACAGUGUCCCUAAACAAUUUAAAUGUUUGAAUGUCAAUUCUUCUAAAAUUUGUUAAAAAGCAUUUAAAUCUUUAUGUUCUUUUUUAUUUUCAUUUUCCCUUUCUCUCUAUCACUUGUGGUGUUCGUUCAGAAUCUAACGUUUGUAUCAUAAAGCUUAGCUCUUAUUUGUUGAUUUAUAAUUUUGUCGACAUCUUUUGUCUUUUUUUUUUCGACUCUUUUGGGGCUCAACUUUCACCAGUUUCCCAAAAACAUACUAAGAUAGCUUACGCCUCAUUGAAAGCGUAAUUCACUAAAAAAUUGAAGCUAAACAUAUUUCACUGUCAUUUUCUUUCUGCCGAAGAUUUCUAAAAUGAACUAGAAAAUAAGAAGAACCGGGUGAAAUUAUAUUACCCAAUAGUACCCAAUUUGCUAUCUAAAAUGAAAAUCACUGUUAAUUCUUAGACCAAGAUUUUUGACAAAAUUUGUAAACUGUGAAACUUUGCCACCCACUUGUAUGCUAAGUUCAGACACCAAAAGAUCCCUAUUCUUUCCGAAGAACAUGACAGGUGAUUUGGUUGCAAUAAUUAUCAAUUCAAUAGGUUCUUUUAAAUCUUUAUUAAUUAAUUUUUGUGCCCUAUGCCAGUACCUGAGCAUAAAAGUAAAAAGUCAAUAAAAAACGAUUGAUCUUCGACAUAAAGUAUAUUAGGCAAAAGUUGUUUAGGAUUGUUUAGCCAGUCCAAAAAUUUAAAAAUAUACGGAGUGCUCCAUUUAAAAUA